UAUGUUGUCCUUGAUUAACCUAAUAGUUUACCUAACAAGCCGUUUGUUAUAGCCUUUCACUGAGCCGUAUCCCGGUAGUAACCUACCUUGUAGUCCUUCCUAUUGCCAAAUACCUGUUAUUACAUAUCGAUGUAGCCUGCAUGUAGGUUGUAUGUAAAAUACACAUCGUACGCAGUAAAAUGACCAGUGUUAAUUCAACUCUAACAAUGUUAAUUAGACUCACUGUGGAAUGUGGGAAAAUGGUAUCUGUUAAGAGUUGAAUGAGCAUUACAUGAAAAAAGAUUCCCAACGCGCUUCAAGUCGGCUAAACAAAAGAUGACUGGAUAGAUGGUCAACAGCCAGGACGGUCAAACUAGACAAAAAGACUUCGUACCCGAACACUGGAGCGCACUUUUCUCCGGGAAAAAUACACCGUUUUGAUAAACCGGGUUGUCCUUACAGCUUUUUUGAUUCUCAGAAAACCAAACGUCAGCCGUGAAGCUGAAUUAACUCUGGACAUUUCACUGUGUACUGUCUCUGGAAUACACUGUCACACAAGUUGUAGGUUAAUUCUUGCUGGCGUCGAGCCUAUUCUAAUAAAUUACGCAAAGAUUUGGCACGGGACGCGCACCACUGCCCUUUCGACCGUCUCCUCCAGUAGUCUGGCGACACUUCGCCCGCGGAGAGCUUCGCAUAUGCUGGCACCAUCCCGCAGAAUUGAACGCUGUUUGAUUCAAUAGUCCCAUUUGGCAUGGAUGAAAAAUAUGUACACUUCAAUGGGUAUCUUCUUCCAAAAGAGACUCAUUCUGCUGAGAGUUUGAAGUAUGCCGCUGAAUUUCAGGUUCAUGACGAUGACGUUUUCGCUGUCACUUACCCGAAGUCCGGCACGACAUGGAUGCAGGAGAUUCUGCCCCCAAUCCUGAACGGGGGGGACCUGACUCCGGUGCAGACCAUCCCAAACUGGGAUCGAGUGCCCUGGCUGGAGGAGACCCGGGCUGCCCUGGUGCUGGGUGACCGGCCCUCUCCUCGAGCCAUGGUCUCCCACUUGCCCUACCACCUCAUGCCCCCCUCUUUCUAUACCUCCAAGGCCAAGGUGAUCUACGUCACCCGGAACCCCAAAGACAUCGCCGUCUCUUCCUUCCACUUCCACAAGAUGGCCAGCUUCCUUGACGAUCCCGGAACCUUCGACGAGUUCCUGGACAAAUUUCUGUCUGGACAGGUAUUGUUCGGAAAGUGGACAGAUCACGUGAAAAGCUGGAGAAACACAGAUAUUGAAGACAGAAUCCUCUAUGUGACAUAUGAAGAAAUGGUGCAGGACCUGAAGGGAGCCUUGCUUAAGAUGGCGCGGUUCCUGGGUCGAGAGCUGAGCCCGGAGGUCCUGGAGAAGGUGGCCAGUCACUGCCAGUUUAGCAACAUGAAGACCAACGCCAUGUCCAACUACUCCCUGGUGCCACAGGACAUCAUGGACAGCAGAAAGUCUCCCUUCCUCAGGAAAGGAACCACAGGAGACUGGAGAAGCCACUUCAGUCCCGAACAGGACGCCAGGUUCUCUGCCGUCAUUAAAAAGGAGAUGGAGGGCGCCGUUUUUGAAUUCCCCUGGGAUGAUGAGUGACGAGAGUCGAAGAAGUGACUUCAGGAACACUUAGAGCACCUCGUCACUCACAGCUGACUGUCAGCGCUAGAGAAGUUAGAAAUUAUUUUUUGAUACGUUUGUAAAAACAAAAUACCGGUGCUCAUAUGAAAUAUGUGUCAAUCACAGUCCUUGUGUGUUUUCAGCAACUGAAAAUAUAAAUACACAAGACCUGAUUUUUAGUUCUCUAGGUUUCCUAGUUCAAAUGUUGAUUCGCGUGUUUUCGUUCUCACUAUCAUAGGUGCAUAAAACGAUGUAGAAGUCACCACGAUUAUAUCCACAGUUGCACAUUGCAAAUUACUCGUUCUGUUAUGUUUGAACUUUUAUUUUGUAAGACAAAACCCCCUGGCUGCCGCCGAGGUCUGUUGGACACUCAUUAUGAUGUCACAGUUAAAACUGUCCUGAGUUGCAGCCGAUUUCUCCUACCUGGUGGCUACAGCUAACUGGGGCCGUACUUAGUACUUAAAUGCCAGACCCACCAGGAAGAGCCAGGGUUCCAAUUAAAUCUGUGCUUGUUGGCCAGUAGGGGGCAGCAUUUAGCUUUGUCGCGUAUUUUCCAGUGUCAUAUGCGAUUGGAAGCGUAGCAAUCUUACCAGCUUCGCAGUGAUUGAGCUGACACCGUCUUGCAUCUUCAACUGUAACGGCAACACUGCGCGUGAUGCAGCGUGCUACACAGAGGACUUUCUAAACAAAAUGCAGCACUCUCCAGUGAGUGCAUCGCAGCCUCCAUCAUCGGCCGUCAUUCUGAACAUUUACCGCGUAAUGUUGAACAGGCCUCAUUCCUGCCGGUAACCAAUCAUUACAUUUGUUACUUCGCAGACGCUUUUAUCCAAAGCGACGUACAGAAGUGCAUUUCAUGGUCACGGACAACGGCUGCAAGACACAGGUUAAAUAUGAUGCGAUACUCAGUUGCCAAGAAAUCAGGACCUGAGCAUGUGAAGAUGGGCGGCUGAGUUACGUAAAACAGCACGUGAUCGAACUGUGGCGUUUGCGCAUCGUUACUAACGUAAUACGUAAGCGUGGCCCAGUUCUGCUCUGUCGUCUUCCACUGUUCAUUGUUUUUCGUGAGACUUCCGGUUGGAUGGCGUCCUGAGCAGACGCAUCCCUCCGAGCUCUGCAAACGGAGUCCCGAUGUAAUAUUUAUUGAAGGCAAAAAACUCCACUUUUACGCCCCCCCCCCCCCGAACUCAGCCUAAAACAUGAUUAAAAAAUAAGAAAAAAACGCUGCGUUAAAUUUGUACAAGAAUUUUACUCGCAUACCAUACUUUUUUUUUCUAUGCGCUUGUUGUACGUCGCUCUGGAUAAGAGCGUCUGCUAAAUGCCUGUUAUGUAAUGUAAUGUAAUACAUGCCAACGGCGGUGUGUGUUUUCACUUUAAAGGGGGGUCAGUAAGGAUGUAGGCUUAACGAAUUGUGUUGCACGAUUUAUAUAUCACAGAUUUUCCUUUAUUAUUGUUUUUUAAAAGUUAUUAUUUUACCUAUGUAUUACUGUUUUUUAUGACUGAAAUAAAAGGUGAAAAAAGAAUGAAUCGUAAAAAAUAAAAUAAAAUUGUUUUUCGUCAGCAUUUGGUAAUCUUGCUCGCUGCCACAGGGGAAUAUACUGUCCCUACUGUUUCUCCGUUCAGCAGUGCCCUGUAUUCUGUCUGAAAAUAAACGUAGUGACAAGAGCG
This is a messenger RNA of Anguilla anguilla (European eel), 3277 nucleotides long. RefSeq names its product sulfotransferase 2B1-like. NCBI's taxonomy places the organism in Eukaryota, Metazoa, Chordata, Actinopteri, Anguilliformes, Anguillidae. Gene Ontology annotation, cellular component: cytoplasm. Bases 731 to 1591 code for a protein of 286 amino acids. The record is from RefSeq and is a predicted model, not a curated record. Gene Ontology annotation, molecular function: sulfotransferase activity. The transcript has 6 exons. Gene Ontology annotation, biological process: sulfation.